GUUUUUACCCAGGCCGCGGUACAGCCUGGCGCUCAGCUGGGGCUGCUUGGCGUGGAGGCGUGCGCUGGUGCAGGAGCUGCGCUUGAGACUGGGCGCCUCCAGCAGGGCCCAAGCGGAGCGGGGGAGCGCCGAGCGCAGCCGCCGGGCUCGGCCGCCGCGAUGUCAGCGCAGUGCUGUGCGGGCCAGCUGGCCUGCUGCUGUGGGACUGCAGGCUGCUCCCUCUGCUGCGGCUGCUGCCCCAAGAUCCGGCAGUCCCGGGGCACCCGCUUCAUGUAUGCGCUGUAUUUCAUCCUGGUCGUCAUCCUCUGCUGCAUCAUGAUGUCCGAGACCGUGGCUAAGGAGAUGCGGGAGCACAUUCCCUUUUUUGAAGACAUCUGCAAAAGCAUCAAGGCGGGCGACAACUGUGAGAAGCUGGUGGGCUACUCUGCCGUGUACAGCGUCUGCUUCGGCAUGGCCUGCUUCUUCUUCUUGUUCUGCCUCCUCACCUUCCAGAUCAACAACAGCAGAAGCUGCCGGGCCCAUAUUCACAACGGCUUUUGGUUCUGUAAACUCCUGCUGUUGGGGGCCAUGUGCGCAGGAGCCUUCUUCAUUCCAGACCAGGAGACCUUUCUGAAUGUUGCCCGCCUUCUGGGAAAUAGGACUGCAGGUACAGCGACCAACAAGCUGUGGUACGCCGCUCUGUCCCUGGUAACACUCAUCAUGUACUCCGUCACCACCGGGGGCUUGGUAUUGAUGGCGGUGUUCUACACACAGAAGGAUCUCUGCACAGAGAACAAAAUCCUGCUAGGGGUCAACGGAGGCUUGUGCCUGCUGAUUUCAAUGGUUUCCAUCUCGCCCUGUGUCCAAAAUCGGCAGCCACACUCUGGGCUCUUGCAGUCGGGCCUCAUCAGUUGCUACGUCACCUACCUCACUUUCUCAGCUCUGUCCAGCAAACCUGUGGAAGUCAUUCUGGAUGAACACAAGAAGAACGUUACCAUCUGUACGCCUGACUUCGGGCAGGACCUGUACAGAGACAAGAACUUGGUUGCGGGGCUGGGCACCACUCUCUUGGUGGGGUGCAUCUUAUAUUCAUGUCUGACAUCCACGACAAGAUCGAGUUCAGAUGCUCUGCAAGGACGCUAUGGGGCUCCGGAGCUGGAAGUCGCUCGCUGCUGCUUCUGCUGCGGCCCGGAUGGAGAGGACACGGAGGAGCAGGAGAAUGUGAAGGAGGGACCACGAGUGAUUUAUGACGAGAAGCGAGGCACCGUCUACAGCUAUUGCUACUUCCACUUUGUCUUCUUUUUGGCUUCCCUCUAUGUGAUGAUGACUGUCACCAAUUGGUUCGACUACGAGAGUGCCAACAUCGAGACCUUCUUCAGCGGGAACUGGUCCAUCUUCUGGGUCAAGAUGGCUUCCUGCUGGGUGUGUGUGCUCCUGUACCUGGGCCGGCUGGUGGCACCACUCUGCUGCCCCUCCCGUGAGUUCCUGGUGUGAGACUCCGCACGUCCCUAGACUCAAGCAGGACCUGUGGGCUGCAAGUGACACCCUUGGAACCAGGGCCCCGGAAAUGGGCGCAGUGACGGGCGCCUUUCCCAGAGCUGGGCAUCCCUUUCAGAAGAUAAUCUGGAGUUGGCCUUUUGGAUUCUGAAAUUUGAAAAGAAAUGAAGAAAACUUUUGUCCCAAAAGACUUGAGACCAAAAAACAAAAAAAAAAUUGUUUUCUUUCAGCCAAAGUGAUGAGUGCUCAUAUAAUAAUGUCCUAGGUGGGUCUUAUCCCUCAAUACUGUGAUCAUAGAUAGGAUAGCUUUUUUUUUCUCCUCUGAAUUUUCUUAUCGUAGAGUUUGGGGUGCAGCAUUUGUCCCAGAGGUCAUGCUGACCUGCUGUGGCCCAUUGUUCUUACCCUUGGAAUGGAGGAACAUGCCAACAUCCGCCCCGAUAGAGGGACACCCCUCCCCCUGCCUGCAGCCCUCGGUGUUCCUGGGCUACCAGAGGAAGCACAGCUUUGAAAGCCGCCACAUGCUGCUUCCUCCUGGCUGCCGUGAUGCUGGGAAUCACGGGCUUCGCUCUGCCCACCCCCUGCCCACAGGUCCCUGCUUCUUUCCUGGAUUCUGCCUCUUUAUUAGAAUGUGAAGAAGCACAAUUGGUCAUCACUACCCCUGUGGUCCCCCCCGCUGAUGCUCACUACCUAAGCCAAGUCAGGAUUGUAAGAGUCAGGACUGUUUCUGGUAUUCUUCAUGUGCUCCGAAAGCAGCACCCAUGCUUCUUCUGUCGGGGCGGUGGAGGGCUGUAGUUCUGAGAUGUUUAUGCUCUUAGCACUUCAGGACCUCACCUGAAAAGUGGCUUCAUGACUAAAGCCCACUAGACCUCUCUUCUCAUUAAGGCCACUUCCCCCUCCCUCCCCUCCCCGUUUCUUGUAAAUUGGGAAAGCAAGGAGGGACUUUGGUUUCCAUGUCUGUACUAUGACUGCAUCAUAAGUGCCACUUAUGGGUGUUUGGCGGGAUGAUCUGUAGCACUUCAGAUGGGGACUGACUUACCAGAAGAUUAUAUAAAUUGUGGAAGUGACCAAAUCAAUUUAGAAGCUGGGUGGAAGGAGGCCUUUAGUCAUAAACAGUUGUUUGUUAAUAAAGACGUCUUCGUAAUAUUUAACUGUAAAGGAAUACCCAAGAGAAGGUUGAUUUUGGGCAGCUGUGUUGUCAUUGAGGUCUGGUCAGGGAAACACUUGCUCCACGGGAGGUUUGUUAGGAAUCUCAGGGGACACCCUUGAUAGUAAUUUGAACAGGUUUGAAAGAAUCCAUCGGAGAAAGAGCUCACAGGCCCAUGUAUGGGCUUUGCAGGUUGCUCUCUGCCCCACAACAGCAUCACCAGCUGUGGACCAAAAAAGCUAGGUUGGGGCUGGAGCAAUAGCACAGUGGGUAGGGCAUUUGCCUUGCACACGGCCCACCCAGGUUCGAUUCCUAGCAUCCUAUAUGGUCCCCUGAGCACCGCCAGGAGUAAUUCCUGAGUGCACGAGCCAGGAGUGGCCUCUGUGAAUUGCCGGUUGUGACCCAAAAAAGAAAAAAAAAAGCUAGGUUGAAAAAUUUUAACAGCUCUGACAGAAGGGGGCUAAGAUCAGAAGGGCUUGGCCUCUACUUUCAUCCUGCUGCAUGCUGGGCUCCUGCAUGCCAAAGUGCCACUGUGACAGAGAUUGGAUUCUUCUUUUCUGCUUGCUCCUUUGCUGUCCUUGCCCUCCCGUCCAAAGAGGAACAAAUACAAUGGAUGGAUUCCCUAAGGAACUAACCUUCUUUACAGUGUUGUGAGUCAGUAUUUAAACGCCCUCACUGGGUAUAUGUCCGAGCGUCUCCUUUAGUAAACUUGGUCCCAGGACAGUUUUUGAUUUCCGGACCUGGAAAUCAAACAGCCCUCUAGAGUUUGGCCAUGGAGCCCACAUGUGGAGUCCCAAAACGAGAUGCCACCCCAGUGAAGGCAGGUGGCGGGGCAGGGGGCGUGCCAUCAGGUGAAGAGAAUCAGGGAGACCGUGCAUGGUCUGAUUGUGUUUGCUUUCUGCUGGUUCUAGCUGGGUCUUGCUCUGGCCCUUGCGGCAGGUCAAGGGCAAACUGAUGCAGUUGGUGUGUAUGUGUCCCUCCUUUUUGGAAAGCAGCUCAGGAAACCCAGAGGCCAGGACCUUGCCAGGCACGAGGCUUAGUAUUGUGUGCCUGUAAAGUUCCUUUCCGGAAGUUGGGGUGAUUCAAGGGAUUCAAUUGGAGAUCCAGUCAUUCUGAUUUUUAUCCUCUGCUGAGUUUUAAGGCAUGUUGAUUAGGCCAGAGAGACGGUGCAGUGGGCGAGGCGCUAGGUUAAUCCCCUGCACUGCGUGUGAUUCCUCAGAGCUUGGCCAAGAGUGACCCCUGAGCACAGAGCCAGGAGCACUGCUGGGGGUAUCCCAGAGACCAAAUGAAAUUGGAAACUGGAACAGUACAGCAAGUCUUACCGUGAGUGAGAGAAAGAUGUGGCUAUGCUCUGAGUAGACAUUGAGAACUUGACUUUCGUAAUUAUUGUAAUACACAAUGCUCAGGUUUUGAAGAACCUACAUUUUUGUGCUAGAGCAACUUAAAAACUGGAAAACAGUGCCAGUUGCUUGGAGGUGCUAUCACGGUGGUGUUUGUCUCACUGAUCAUCUUUUUAAAUGGGUUUUUGCUUUGUGUCUGCGAUUUGAAAAGUGCGUUCCUGAAAGCUGCUGGUCAGACUCCUUUCGCGCUGAAAGCUGAAGUUUUUUGUUUUUGUUUAUUUAGAAAUUGUGUAUCAAUUUGGAGUAGGGACUUUUUUUUGUGAAUAAAUACACUAAGUGGGGUGGGGGUGGGGUAACAGGAUUUUUCCGGGAAUGUGAUUAUAUAUAUAUACCCAGAUGUGUCCCCCCGGGCUGAAGACAGACUCUAAAAGCCCUCCUUGCCCCUUUUGGGGUAUGUUUUAAUAAUAAUGGGAAUAAGUUGGUUUUGAUUUCGUCCUCAUCGUUUCUUGGGAAAUGGCUUGAAGAAUUCUCAGUGGUCUUUGGCACUCUCAACACAGCUGGGAGGGUGGGGCUCCUGGGUGUCCGGAUCCUGCCGGCCCUCAGGAGAGGCCAGCCCAGAGCACUGUGUGUUGCUUCCACGCUGUUUGUGCAUCUUCAGAGGCUCCUACAGGCCAGCAGACUCUGUAGAGCUGAUUCCUCCCAUCACCCAUUGCCUUCUUGAAGAUUGGGUACUCAGUUUUGGCUACAAGUUUGCCACCGUUGGUGCUUCACGAUACCCUGCAAAGGGAAUUCCAGAGUACUUUAGCUACCUGGGCCUUUCUCUCCCUUUGCUGCCUUUCUCAGCAACAUCUCAUGUUGGUGUCCAUUCGUGUCCAGCCCCUCUUGGGAGGGAAAGAGGACGUGACCCCCAGCUAAGGGUGUGACCCUGGGGCUGAGACCGGGUUCAUCCCAGGCCGUACUUAACCAGGGACAGUGCAGGAGCCACAUCCUCACAGAAAUUUGGAAUUCUUUAGUCCUUUCUCCUUCCCUUGCUAAUCGUACUAACCCUCUGUGGCUUUGUUCUUAAGGCGACCCUUUUUGCUACCAUGGUUACUACAUUUGUUAAAUCCUUAGACAUUUUAAUCUAGUCAAAGAUGUCUCAUGUUGACCCUUCACAGGCUCAGAGAGCUGUUUACAUAGGUCUUCAGAACUAACCUGGCUAUUCUAAAGAUCUUUUAUUCUUCUCGGCAAAUUAUUUGCAGAGGUGCAGUAUUUUUGAAUUUGGGGGGAGGGGCAGGGAGGGUAGCUAUUUGGCUUUACCAAAGAGGUAUUUUGGGUUUUUUUUUAAAUUUUUUUUUUUUGAAAGUGAAUUUCUUUUAGGAGACAAAAUUUAAUUGGGGAAAGAUGGAUUAAGAAAUGCCCAAACCUACAGAAGUUUAAUCAUAUUUAAAUGAGUAAAAUGUCAAAAGACUUCUUAAGGCAAUCCUUUGUAGUAAAGGAUCCUGGGAAAUUCUCUCAGGUAAAGAAAGCUUGGAGAAGAUGGGUAAUAUAUGUCUUGAGAUAUUUAUAAGAAAUUUAAGAAGAUUGUUGUUUUCCUUUAUUAAAGAUUAAGGUUUUUUUACUUUGAAAAUAAAAGCCACAAAGGUUUUAUAAUCAUAACUUUUGUUAACUUUUCUGAAUUAAUUAGCUGUUGCCAAAUUAGGUUGUUGUGUUUUGCUGCGUAAGAAUUUAAAAAUAGAAUUUUACUGUUUGAAAUUUUUAAUGAUCUUGAUUAUGUUUAGAGUUUCAAUAACUUUCAAUAGGUAUUUUUUUUCCCUUUAGUCACCAAGGCAAACUAUGGGUUUGUAUUUGUUUUGUGUGUUUUUGUUUUUGUUUUGUUUCUGAGUGCUAAUUUUUUUUCAAUACAGCAUUAGAAGUUGACCAGACUUUUCUUAUGUAUAAAACUCAAAACUUGUUAACUCUGUACCUUAAUAAAAAUGAAAAUUGAAAACCA
Messenger RNA from Sorex araneus (European shrew), 5932 nucleotides. RefSeq names its product serine incorporator 5 (gene SERINC5). NCBI's taxonomy places the organism in Eukaryota, Metazoa, Chordata, Mammalia, Eulipotyphla, Soricidae. The record is from RefSeq and is a predicted model, not a curated record. Gene Ontology annotation, cellular component: membrane.